Amoebophrya sp. A120 is the source of this 2805-nucleotide messenger RNA. The record is from the annotation of a GenBank genome assembly. NCBI's taxonomy places the organism in Eukaryota, Dinophyceae, Syndiniales, Amoebophryaceae.
CGUAGACGGUUGCAACGACUUGUACAGCAGGUGCGAAUAGAAACAAAAAAGCAGAAUGAGUCAACCCCCUUCUAAUCCGGGCCUCCCGAGAGGUACCGGCUCGACGCCAGCUUCUGCACCGUAUCUAUACUGAAAGCAAUCCCCGCAUCAAAAUGCAUGACCGCGUAUGCCACAGCAUGGGAACGAAAGGGAUUGCAUAUGAGUUGGGUGACCGACAGCUGUUUUUGCAUUGAAACGAAACUGGGAUUGAUUUCCUAUUGAUACCUUGCAGACUCCACCUGCACCCGCACCUGCGGAUCCUAACGCGCCGAAGUACGUGGUACACAGAAUCAACGAUACGCCCCCCCUAUCAUGCAAAAAACUGCUUCCAAGUUCACUCCAUGUCUUUCAUGGGAUGGGUGAAGAUGUAAUGUUUUCAUCUGCAACAGCGCAAGGUCUGAUGUGCAGGGCAAACUCGUUUCUCUCUCACAUCGACGUGACUACCCAAAGACGCACCUCAAAAACCAAGACGCACUUUGUUCUAGAACUUGGUCUACUUGCUCUUGCGACACCAGACAAUAGGGAAAGAUCAAAAAGCUUCCCUCCUCCAGAGAGGAAAGUCGGAAUUUGGAAGCACUUUUUCGCACGAUAUUUGAACUACAACAUGAGAAAACCUGGUAUCGAACGGAGUAACUGUCUCAACCUACCAUACCCGCACGACACUUUGCGUCCCAGCGCUUGCAACGCAGAGAGAGAAACUAUUUGCAGAAAAAAUAAGUCUUUCUACCAUUUUCGGACGAGGUCGCGUACUCUACUGUACGUGCCUUAUAGGCUAAUGCGAACACGACUGAGAAAAACUGUCACGCUUGAGCUGAAAGCCUCGGAACUGAUGGUGGAAGAAACCACGACAUCCUUCUGCAUUUCAGUUUCUCUUCGCGCGUCGGUAAGAAGAGGCCCUUUGUUUCUGAGGAUGUCCUUAUCUAUCCAGUUGCAUAUCGAAGGAGGCUCCUUGCUGUCAGAGGAAAAGCUAAGAUGGUAAACAAGAUACGGAUGAUGAUUAUGAAGGAGCCGCGACAACAUGAUCCCUUUUUCGGUCUCACUACUGGUGUGCAUGGAUCAGAAUAUUAGCUUGCUUUUCCUCUGGGUUCGGAACAAACCCUUUGUUCAGCUCGAUAACGGCACCACGCGGGGGCGGUAAGACCUUCGUGCAGGUCGUGAACCAAUCGAGUAUGCAGUCAGCCACGAGUGAUAUUAUACGGAAAAGCACACCCAUACGACGUGGCAAACCUAUUUUUGUUGCACAUAAAACAUUAUUUUUUUUUGGCAUCAGUGAACGCAUUGCUCUGCAUGACAAAGUUUUCGAUUCUAGUGUCGUGCAUUACAAACUGCUGCUUCUACUUUUUAUGGACCAAAAAGCAUUUGCGCCGUAGCGCUAGAAUUUAUAUGUACAGAAUUUUUCUUUUCCUGGGUGUAUGGAUUUGAUUUUGCUUUUCUCUUUCAUACCGACAAUGAACAAUCCAACCUCUGCAAUGACGUCACAACAGCCAGCUGCUGCGUCGAGCGGCGGAGCGGGAGGUAGUAUUUUGGGUAGUUCCAACGAUGUUUUUUCGAAUCAAUGUCAAUGUUGCGUAAGAUGCAUUUUUUGCAUAAAUAUUUUGGCUGCAAUUUAGAAAAUCACGUGAAAACGAAUGGACCACUCUCGUGAUCUUUUUUGGCGAUGGUCAUCUUUCUCGAACUCUACACACAGGUAUGUCCGCGAAUACCACCACGUUCGGGCUCGGUUUCCCAGGUUUCUACUGUGGUUAUCUGUUGGUGUUUUAGGACCAUUGUGAGAAAUGCCGCAUGAAUAGAAGUACCGCUUUGAAGAUGGAUUGUGUAUGAUUAUGUGACGUCUCCAUUUUCUUGUACUAAAUCUAUUUCAAUACGUCAAAGGUAUUGGGAUAAAACCCGCUCCCGGGUUUGGGAAUUUUAGAAGCCCUGUGAGUGCCCAGUUAUCAGAUGAACUAGUAAUGAUGUAGUGCUAAUUUUGUCAUGCUCGCCCAAGAGGGAGGCAUAUGCUCGACCAGUCUCUCUGCGGCGUCGGAGACAGGUUCAUUCUUGGGACAGCUGCAUUGGUCAGAUUGGAAGUCGUCAUGAAGUGAAUUUGAAGCACUGCAUUUGCAGCUUUGAGCACCAUACCUCCAGAACCGGUUCUCCGCGUCCUCGGCGAGCGCGCGGUCUUCUGCUCAAGGAGGAGCCUCGAUUCGAACUGGUGCCGGGAGUGCUGCGGGUAGUUAUUCUAGUUGCUUUUACUUUGUGUGAAGUAGAAGCGCAGCUUGAUCAUGAAAAUUGCAAAUUGUUUUUUGCCUGGACAGCGGCACGAGGACAGCGCUAUGCUGUAGUGAGGCAAGAUCAAGUAGGAAUAAAAGGGCAUGCGUUUGAAAUUAUGACAAACAAUUUUCAGGUAAACCGCCUGCGUCAGCUCCUUCCAACGCGGCCACCGGUACGAACGUGCCAAGACUCCAGCUGCAGUUCGCCGGAAAAUCUACGCCCGCUGUACCAAGUGAAAACGUGUGCCACGUCUGUGCAAUGUCGUUUCAGUUUGUGCUUAUUCAUAGUGUUGAUCAUGACCACGGAAUUGCAGCACUAGCUUCGACAACACCUCCUCGCGCAUGCCUUACUCCAGCCUGCUGGAUCAGAUUCAACAUCGAACCAAGAUAGACUGCAAUUAUUUCGGGUAGAACGGAUAGGCAUGCUCCGACACCGACACACCUUUCCAUUCGACUCAGAACGCAGCUCUCCACCAACGUGUCCUCCACCGCGAACACGUCUCUGUUUAUUGCCUGA